This is a messenger RNA of Moneuplotes crassus, 484 nucleotides long. Lineage: Eukaryota; Ciliophora; Spirotrichea; Euplotida; Euplotidae. The record is from the annotation of a GenBank genome assembly.
AAAACUUUCGUCUGAAAUGGAUUCUCAAGGGAAAGAGAAGGGUAUAAAAGCUCUAAAUGAUGUUGUAUUGGCUCAUGAUGAAGCUGCUCUUGCUGUGAUGCAGGCUGACAGUUGCCUUCUGUACCAGAAGCAGUACUACGCAACGAUUCUUCUGGCUCAAAGGAUCAAAGAAGAAAUGCUCCAGAAAUUUGAGCUUGAAAAAAUGAUCGAGAAGAUGAAUUCUGAGAAAAAGAGGUACGAAAGCAUGGCUAUUCCAGGUAUCCUGGUUCCUACUGACAAGCAUGGCAAACAUCUUGUAAGAGUCAUGGCAAAGCCAAAGAGACAUCGACGGACCAAGAGUGAGAUCCAGAGGAAGUAUAAGUGUAGGAGUGGCCACUGCUCGAAGUCUUAUGGCAGCGAAGGGUCUCUGAACCAGCAUAUUAAGCUUAAACACCCGGAGUAUUGGAAUGAGAUCAUUAAUUCUGGUAAAGUAAGGAAGCUUUAG